GUUCGUGCAUAGUUUGACACCGGCUUGUGGUUGAAGACCUGAAUAGUGCUGCUUUGUUGUGAUUUAAGUGGUAUGCGGCUUAAAAAGUUGUGCUAACUCAUCUAUUUAAACAAAAGUACUAAUUUCUGUUAUUUUCUGUUUUGGAUCAUUUUCGGGGUUUAGUUUAACCAAAAACGCAAAGAAACUUUUAUGUUUUGCUAUAACUAACUUUAAAUUUCUAAGUCAAAUAUCUUUUGAAUAAUUUUACUCGUGUUUCCCACUUGUGCCUUUUCCACAAAUCUGGGCUCAUCCUCUGCCACGUUUUCUCGGAGUUGCCCUCGCCGCUUGGGCAUGUGACCCAGGCGUCCUCCUAGGAUGCACCUGUCGGAUAUGAACGGUCUAGACGCGGGGUACAUGAGUGCGGACAUCCUGGCAGAGCGGACCUUGGACGGCAUCCUGUCGGAACACCCCGGGGAACUCGUGAGGACGGGGAGUCCCCAUGUCGUGUGUACGGUGCUUCCUCCCCACUGGCGGUCCAACAAGACGUUGCCCGUGGCCUUCAAGGUGGUGGCUCUAGGAGACGUGACGGACGGCACCGUGGUCACCGUCAAGGCGGGCAACGACGAGAACUACUGCGCCGAGCUGAGGAACUGCACCGCCGUCAUGAAGAACCAAGUGGCCAAGUUCAACGACCUCAGGUUCGUCGGCAGAAGUGGCAGAGGUAAGGGGAAGAGCUUCACGCUGACUAUCAUCCUCAACUCCUGUCCUCCUCAAGUCGCUACCUACAACAAGGCCAUCAAGGUCACGGUGGACGGACCCCGGGAACCUAGGUCGAAGACGAGGCACCAGCCGUUCCACCCGUUUCAUUUUGGGCCUCGACCGUUCCCGUUUGGACCUCACCUAGAUCCUCAAAGGGUCGCAGAGUCUUUACCCUUUAAACUAUCUGGGAUGGCGCAUCACCUGAGCAUGGGUGCUGGGGAAGGCCCGUGGGGCAGUGCGUUUACCAGAGGUCUAGGGGCUUACCCACCCCCGUACCUGCCCCCUCACUGCGCAGCCCCCCCUGGCCUGCACCCCCCUCACUUUCCCAGGAUGUUGGCGCUCUCCGCCGCCGCUGCCGAGCAGUCGUUACACCCAUCAGCGAGAGUGACAGAGCUCGUCCGGUCACCAGGUCCGGAGCCCCUAGGACCCAUCAGUGUGAAUGUCACCCCUGAACGACGGACACCUCCCUCAGAUACCUCCCCAGCUAGGAGAAGGAAGAGGUCCAGGUCUCCCUCGGAGCCUCCUAGACCACCUGAGGCUCCUGUGUCCUCUACGUCAUCAGGAUCUGCGGAGCCCCCACGGAGUGUAUCCCCCGUGUACCCCACAAGUCCUCCCUUGCCGUUCCACCCCAACCCCGCCUUCUUCAGCCUCUUCCUCAACGCCCCGCUGUUGCAACCUUCCCAGUGGCUGUACUCUCAGCUGUAUCCUCAUCACCCAUACAACCACCUGCAAUUUAGGAACCCGCCCCCCGAGGAAGCCUCUUCGGACUCCAGAAAGUCCCCGCCAAGCUCUCCAAGUCCUGUCAGGAUCAAAAGUCCUUCCCCUCCACCCUCUUCGGCUCCAGAACCCAAGAGUACUUCAAGAAGUUCCGAUGUGUGGCGACCGUACUAGUGGUUGUGUACUUCAAGGAAACAUCGUAAAGACUUACUAGAGAUGUUUAAGGAGAAAAUCAAACCAAGUAUAGUUACAAAGAGAACUUUGAAUCUGCAUCAAAAGUGAUAUUAUUUCCCAACUUGUUUUAAGAAACAGUACAUUUUACAAGGGUAUGGUAGGAUUCCAUCAUGUUUCGAUAUGAACAUUUGAAAUCUUAAGAUGUUGUCAGCCUUAAGUUUGCCAGAUUUUAGAGGCCAAUAAAUAGCUAAAUCUUUAAGUUACUUAUGUUAUAAAGAAUGAAAAGUUGAAACUUACUAAACAUUUCCUGAGCUGAAAGACCUUUUUACAAAUUUAUUUAUUUUAUAUCAAUUUUGUUUGGUCGAUGCUGCAACAGAAAUAUUAAACAUACUCUUAAACCUUUAUGAAAUUUUGGGGCGUUGAUAUAAUUAAUGUGUACAAAACUUGUUGAGUGGCUCAAUUAAUUUUUACAUGUUGUAGAGAAACUCAUCCUUAUUGUAAAUUCAAAUAUCACAUUUUUAUAAUCUCGAUGGGAUAGUGUACAAAUUACAGGUUAUUCCUAAUGUCUAUUAUUUUCUACCCACACUGAUGUUGUACUUAUGUAAAUAUGUGGAUCACAUUGUAUGUAAAAACGAUAGGUUAAUAAAUCGAAGGA
Molecule: messenger RNA, 2284 nt
Organism: Macrosteles quadrilineatus (aster leafhopper)
Lineage: Eukaryota; Metazoa; Arthropoda; Insecta; Hemiptera; Cicadellidae
Product: segmentation protein Runt-like
Exons: 5
Coding region: 355-1629 (424 amino acids)
Biological process (GO): regulation of DNA-templated transcription
Cellular component (GO): nucleus
Molecular function (GO): ATP binding; DNA-binding transcription factor activity, RNA polymerase II-specific; RNA polymerase II cis-regulatory region sequence-specific DNA binding
Source: RefSeq, a predicted model, not a curated record